Molecule: messenger RNA, 1734 nt
Organism: Brettanomyces bruxellensis
Lineage: Eukaryota; Fungi; Ascomycota; Pichiomycetes; Pichiales; Pichiaceae
Exons: 1
Coding region: 1-1734 (577 amino acids)
Cellular component (GO): preribosome, large subunit precursor
Molecular function (GO): protein binding
Source: RefSeq, a predicted model, not a curated record
AUGGCGAAAACCGAUAAUAUUCGAAAUGGGUGUAAUGAGAUAAGCCCCACCAAGGCACCAGUUCCAUUGAAUGAUUCUUUGAAGGAAGACCAGGAUAAUUCAGCUGAAAUUGGAAGUAGUUCCCAAAAUAAUUCCAAAGUUGAAGUGCUAGAUACCCAGCAAACAAAGACAUAUGGUGAUUUAACGGAGAGGCAAAAGCUUGUUAAAGAUGCAGGAAAGGGAGAUUUCAAGGAUAUCGCUCCAAUUGUUGCAAUUCCUUACUCAACACCGGUUCAUUCUAUCGCUUUAUCGAAGGGCCCAAAGUGGCUGUUUACUGGGGGGGAAGAUGGAUUGAUUAGAAAGUUCGACUUUUUUGGUUCUGUUGAGGGGAAAUCGCCAUUAACCGUUGCCCAAAGGCACCAAUUAGUUGAUUCAAUAUCAUUUGGUGGCAUGAACGAGUCUUAUUGGGAAAACGAGCAACCAUACUAUAAAGAGGCUUUGCUAACGGAAAUAAUGGAAGAACCUGUAAAAGGCAAAGGUAGAAAUAAAAAGAUUGAUGUCAGUACUAUCACCGCAUACGAACCUCGCCUUUCCCCGGUUUAUUCUAUGGCAGUGCAAUCCGAUGCAUUUUGGCUAUUAAGUGGGCUCAAAAGUGGUGGUAUUACAUUACAGACGACUCGAUCAAAUGAAGGGUGUAUACAAUAUUAUUUCAAAGAUGGUAAAGACAAGUUUCAGCAUAGUACUGCUGUUUCAUGCCUAAAGUUGAAUAAUGACGAAACGAAAUUUUUGAGUGGUUCAUGGGACAAAAAAAUACUUCGAUGGGACCUAAAUAUGGGAGUUGCCACUGAAAUAUUCGAUAAAUCUACUGGUCAAGUAUCCAGUUUAGAUUGCAGGCCCGUUGGGGGAAUCAAUUUACAGCUUGCGAACUCAUCAGAAAAGAACAAUGAUGAUAAUAACAAUGAUAGCAAUGAUGAAGAUGAGGAUGUGGAUGCGUUAUUUGAUGAAUCUCAAGGGAUAGAAAAGAAUGGUCGGGAUUCUGAUAACGAAUCUGAGAAAAGAGAAAGUGCCGAGUCUGUUGGAAACAAACAGGAUGACACAAAUGAUCAGAUCAAAAAAGAUUUUUCAACGCAAUCGAAAAAUACCUUACAUUCUGGACUUUAUGAAAGUAUUGUCAGAUCCGAUGAUGUUUUCAUUACUUCAUCUAUUAAUGGUAUAGUUGAUGUAUGGGACUCAAGAGUGUCUAAUGGAAGCAACAAUGUGGCAAGAAUAGGUCUUCAAAAAGAAACAACGCCAUGGUGUAUGUCGGCAAUUUGGUCAUCUGAUGGAAAUUCAAUAUACAUCGGGCGGAGAAACUCAACUGUGGAGGAAUUUGAUAUUAGAAAUCUCAAUUCAUACAAAAACAUUUUGAGAUUUCCUCUUGCGUCUGGUCCUGUCAGCUGCGUCAGAGCCUUCCCAAACAGAAAUUAUUUGCUUUGCGGUUGUCAGGAUAAUAUUCGUUUAUACGAUUUAAGGUUGUCUGAUUAUAAUACGGAUGAUGACAAUCGCAUACAUUUGCACGGAACUGAACAUCACCAUCAUCACAAAAGAAGAAGGAAAAGGGUGCCGUUUAUGAUUGUUCCAGGUCACAAUGGUGGCGUUUUAAGUGACAUGUAUGUUGACCCUACAUCGAGAUUUAUAGUAAGUGCCAGUGGAAACAGGGGAUGGCAGGGUAAAGCAGCAGAUUACGUGUUUAUUUAUGAGAUUCAGAAGGCUUAA